AUCAGCAACGUAUUUCGGGUCCAGGCGGAACAGAUGGGGUCCCCACAGGGGUGGGGACCUCAUCUGUCCCUGUCCCUGUGGGGUUUUCUUUCUCUCUCUCUCUCUCUCUCUCUCUCCCCCCUCUGAGCAUAUGUUUACAUGUACAUGUCAAUGCAUAAAUAAUUCAUUAAGUGCCAAACCAAAACCCAGCCUUAAUUAAUAAUAUCACCUAAUAAAUAAUAAUCACCUAAAAAGCACAUGGUCAAGCACAUGUUAAGUUUAUAGUGCCAGGAGAAAAGAAACCAAUACCUUCCAGUAUGUAGUGGUAAGCCCAGUUGUGUUAGAUAAUAAUCAUAGGCCCUGUAUAUCUAGUGUCAGCACACAUGUAACUGUACAAGCCAUAUUGGUAACAACAGCUUUUUAAGGCAGGCAGGGAGGUGAGAGUUUGGCCAUUAAAAACGUUUUAACCCCCAGUUCCGGUUCUCAAGACCGGACUGCCUAGCCUGCUGUUCACCACGGCUUUCAUGCUAACACAGUAGUUGUAAAAGUUUGUUUAUAUUGUCACAUGGUAUGACGACAAUUGGUGUCUCUGAGUCGUGAAAAGAGGGUCGAGGGCGAGGUGCUGGGUGGAUAGCCAGGAAAGAAGUCUAGGCGGGUAGGCAGACUAGGAGCAUCAACUGACUGUGGCCAACACUCCGACGUCUGACUAUCGACAAGAGUUGGGCGUAGUGUCCUUCUCUUAAACUAAUUGUCAUAUUAUUUAAUAAUCUCUCUCUCUCUCUCCCCCCCUCCAUUAGUGGUUAUAUCCCAUCAGUUCCUCCAUUAUCAGAUGGUGAUAGUAGCUAUCCAACAGUAUCAACAAUAUCCUCCUCAAUGCCCCGCCCCCUCUCCUCCUCCCAUUACCCCUCCCUCUCUCCUUUUAUUCCUCCUCCUCCCUCUUCCAUCAUUAACACACGGGGGGACAUCCCCUCUGUUACCAUGACAACCAGUAGCAUCCCCCUCUCCCCUCCUAUUACCAGUACUAACUCUUCAACCAGUAGCAGUGGGUCCAGUGAUACUCCUCCGGUAUCUUAUGUAUCAACUUCUUCAACUGGUUCACUAUCUUCUACUGCCCCACCCACACUAAUUACCACCAGUAGUUAUUCAUCAGUUAACGCUACUGCUAGUAAGCUCCACCCAUCAAGUUCCACUCCCACUCCCUCAUCAAGUGCCACACCUACUCUUCCCCCUCCCACUACUGGUACUACAGAGGGGAUACCUCCCACGGGACCACCAGAAGAGGAGGAGUCACUCACUAGUAUAUCAAUAUUCUUUAUAUUGGUACUGUUAGGUUUGUCAGUGGUGAUGGUUCAUUUAUUAAUUAAAAUGGAGUUCCAUUAUCUUCCUGAGAGUAUAGCCUUUGUCAUACUGGGGUUCCUUGUUGGUGGUGGUAUGUUUAUCUUUACUUAUUUCAUUGGUGGUCAUGACUACAGAGGUCAUGAAACACUCCAUCCUCAGUUCUUCUUUCUAGUUCUUCUCCCUCCAAUAAUAUUUGAAUCAGGAUACUCACUACAUAAGGGUAAUUUCUUUCAGAAUUUAGGGUCCAUUGUUAUAUUUGCAGUACUGGGUACUGCCAUUAGUGCAGUGAUAGUGGGAGGGGGCCUGUAUCUGUUGGGAGUGGUCAGUAUUAUACAUAUUAAUACAUACAGUAUUGAGACUAUGUAACUAAUGGUACAUGUACUUGUACAUAUUG
This is a messenger RNA of Amphimedon queenslandica, 1711 nucleotides long. Its product is annotated as sodium/hydrogen exchanger 8-like. The transcript has 5 exons. Gene Ontology annotation, biological process: regulation of intracellular pH; sodium ion import across plasma membrane; proton transmembrane transport. Gene Ontology annotation, molecular function: sodium:proton antiporter activity; potassium:proton antiporter activity. NCBI's taxonomy places the organism in Eukaryota, Metazoa, Porifera, Demospongiae, Haplosclerida, Niphatidae. The record is from RefSeq and is a predicted model, not a curated record. Bases 853 to 1683 code for a protein of 276 amino acids. Gene Ontology annotation, cellular component: plasma membrane.